UUUUCGCGUGCUGACUGUUGCAUGCAACGGAGGUGUUUGAGCAGUGUGUGAUACCGAUUUUUACUUAUUCUGUUUUUUUUCAAAACAAAAAUAUAACGUAAUAUAUACGUUUAAUACCUUUUAUAAAUAUUUGUCUGUUGUUAUUGGUUAAAUAAACAAUCAAUUACGGUGGCGUUAACCCGUUCCAACGGGGCGGCCAAAUAAUUCUUCCCUCUUCACGGAAGGAAGUAACUUAAUAUUUAAAAAAAAAAAAAAAAAAAGUGCGUAUUGAAUAAUUGCGAAAUCGUAGCGUAAUUUCAUAAGUUUACGCGAUUGGAUGUCAACCACGAGAGCCGAGAGUUUCCCGCCAAAAGCCGAACCGUCUUCUGGAGUACCUGUUCCAACAGUAUCGGACAUUGAAAUGGAAGAUCCGGAUUCGAAUGAAGGAAACAAAGCACUACCGGAAAUGGCAAUAAAUACGAAUACGGAUGCUAAGCCAGCCUCCAAAUCUGAUGCUAGGUCAGUUGCCAAAUCGGCUAGCAAGGCGUCGUCAAGAUCCUCCCCAGAGCCGGAGCAACAUGUUCCGGAGAGGAGGGAGCGCCGCAGAAAGUCCAAGGAACGGCCCGCUCCGCCGACAGCGCCUCCCCAGAAACUGAACUGGAAGUUUAACCUGCGCAUCCUGAUCUCAAACCUGUACAUGAAGAGCGAGGAUCGUCUGCCGGGAGCCUGUGUGCCCAAGUGUCUGCACAAUGCCACACAGUGUACGGAAAGGCACCGCUGCUCCAUGCUCCCGGAUGCCCCUAAUUUUACGGCAGUGCAGGCCCUGCGGACCACAUUGCAUGGCCAGCACUACGAUACCUUCCUUGACAUCCUGGAGAUGAUGGUGCUGCAGUGCGUCUACCCGGGCGAAGGUGUCCUUGACAGACUUAUAGACAUGGCCAUGAUCCUAAUUGCCAAGGAGAUGAGCGUCAAGGAGCUGGGCGACACCUACAACAAGCUGAUACGCACCUUCUUCCUGCUGGUCGACGCCUUUCCUCCCUGCUGGACGGCCCUACGUCCCUACUACCUGAAUUUCCUGGGCGUCAGGAAUCCCGCCCUGCGUGAUGUGCGUUCCAAAGAUUCCCCGCAGAAGCUGCAGUUCUACUUGAAUCUCCUAGAGGAGACCCUUGCCCAAUGCACCGAUGAGGAGAUACAAGAAAACACCAAGUUCUACGAGAAGUUCGUGUUCAAUUUUUCGGAGGAGGAGGAUGCCAAUAUGUCGCAGGAGACCGUCUUUUUGCGGCAUGUCCAGGAGUACGACUGGCUUAGUGGCAAGCUCUGCCUGGACGACUUUAACAGAAUGUCACCUGCAGUCCGUCUGGCUCGGGUGUGUGAUGUGCUGAACAUGCUGACCUGGGUGCUGGAAAUGGAGUUUCUCUCCUGGCUAGAUCACAAUAGGCUGCGGCAGUCGGAGUCCGAGAUGUUCCAGGAAGACUCCCAGCCAUUUGCAGCGAUUGUGUUUGGGAUGUCUGCUAGUACGCGGCUCACGGACAUCGUCAAGCAAGUCAUGAAGCUGUAUGGGCAGGCUGCGGCCAAAUCCAUGUACCCAGAACGCCAGAGGAUUCUCCAGCGCCUUAUUUCCCUCGUCAUAGAAGUUAGCAACACAGCAGAGCUGAAGUACGUGGACAAUGCUGUGAUUUAUCCGAAUCUGGGCGUCCAGACCCGCCAGCUCAUUGCAGACUUCUUCAACAUCUUCAAGUCUCAGAAUGCUAAGCACAUUGACACCUACUUGAAGACCAUUCCGCAGCUGGAUCUCACAUACCUUCGCUACGAGUUUACCGACCACUUUCUGCAGCUCUUCCACUUUCCCAAAAAGCUACCCUUUGGCCCGGAGAAGGUGGUCAAAGAGUUCACCGACUGUCAUUGGCUAAAUUAUAAACCAAAAAGCGAGAUUGGGAAUAACAGCGACACUCAAUUGUGCCGCGAGGAUUACUUGGGAUUACUACUCAACGCCCUUAAGGACUUUGACAAGUGGCUAAACCUCGGUGGAUUCUGGAAAUUCCUGAAGAGAAAGGAGCAUGUGCAGCCGUUGACCACGAGGACCAGUAGUCCACUAGCCACCCCAGUGGGGGUGAGAACAGGUGACACAGGCGUGGUCUUUAUGCUGGACGAGAUGGACGAGGAGAAGCUUACCUGGAAAAAGCGAAUGAAUGAGAAGGUGGUCAAAGGUCGGCCCAAGGUGAAUCUGCCAGUGGCCAGGAUCAAUGUGGCCAAGAUGUGCGUUCGCUAUGGGGAGGAUGUGCGACAGCUGAGAUUCCUGCGACGACUGCUGCAGAGCCAGGACCAAAAGGAGGUCGACGUAUCCGAUUGGCUGAUCUAUCUGAACAGUUUCCUGGGCGAUGACGAGCCCAUAUCGCAACCGGACUGUGCAUCUGCCUCUGCAUCCACAGCAUCAAGUGAUGACUAGGUUCCCCAGUAUUAUAAGCCUAUAUCCUAAGCUCAACGAUGAUUUAAGUCCUACUAAUCCGAAAGUUUAAUUUAUUUUUGAUUUUCCUAAGCUCAUCGAGAACGCGCUCAGCGUUUGGAAUGAAUUCCAUUUGAGAUUAUGUUAUCUAAUAUUUAAUGAGGUUUCAAAUAAGAAUGCAUUUGAUUCAUUGCCAUUUGUCAUAGUUUUCGUUUCUGUAUUUCUCCAUUGCAAAUAUAUAUUUAUGCUGUAACUAAAUACACAAUUACGUACACAUUUACAUAUAAAUACAGCUACUGCGCAUGUACAUACAUAAUUAAUAAAUAUAUAUGUGUAUAAUUAUACAA
Messenger RNA from Drosophila biarmipes, 2769 nucleotides. RefSeq lists its product as uncharacterized. Bases 317 to 2425 code for a protein of 702 amino acids. The record is from RefSeq and is a predicted model, not a curated record. The transcript has 3 exons. NCBI's taxonomy places the organism in Eukaryota, Metazoa, Arthropoda, Insecta, Diptera, Drosophilidae.